Molecule: messenger RNA, 329 nt
Organism: Staurois parvus
Lineage: Eukaryota; Metazoa; Chordata; Amphibia; Anura; Ranidae
Source: the annotation of a GenBank genome assembly
CACUGACUGGUACUGAUAGGUGGCACUGAUUGGCAUUGAUAGGUGACACUGACUGGCACUGAUGGGUGACACUGAAAGGCAGCUCAGAUGGGCACUCAUAUGUGGCAUUGAUGUGGCACUGAUGGGCACUGGCAUGUGGCACUGUUCAGCACUGACAGCUGGCACUGAUGGACACUGACAGGUGGCACUUCUGGGGCCACACUGAUCAUCAGGGCACACUGAUCAUCAGUGCCCUGAUGAUCACUGUCAGCGUGAGAGCUCGUGAGGAGAGAAAUGCCGACAUCUUCGGCUCUUUCCGUAGAUCGGUGAUCCGCUGUGUCCGAGGGACA